GUACUUUUUCGUCUUUUCGAAUCACGACUGCAACUGUUAUUGUGUUUAACCGUCUAGUUUAGGUUGCCAGAUUAUCUGAAUUCCAGACUUGUGUUACUCUCACUUGUUUUCUUAAAUUGUUAAAUGUCAGCGCAUACUGUUUACUUUCUUUUGCUUACUUAUCGGUUACUUACUUUUUCUCGUUAACGUUAUGCAGUACUGCACAUCAUCAUGCAACAUUCAAUAUAUUGUUCCAAUUUAGAAGCAAAAUUAUCAAGCACCUAAAGUUACGAUGAAAUAUAAGAGGGAUCUACGGCCGUUCAUGCAGAGACUUUUAAAGAAAGUCAAAUUUUGCUUCAUUAUGCUUGAACGUUGCCUAGUGACUACAGGUCUGUAGUGAAUCUCGAAUAUAAGAAAGGUGGAUGGCCUGCGAGUGGUCUUUACGACAUGUGGCAUAUGGAGCAUCCUGGAUCAGCUGGGAUAGCAAUCCAGAUCUGUGGUAAUCUUACGAAUUAUUUCAGUGUGCUAGUAAAAACUUCUAUAUGAGACGUACAGCAGUUGACUAUCGGGAUGGGCAAAAUGAGUGAUUGCUAUCUCUGAUUUCUGUGAAAAUAUGGCCUCACAAUAACUUGGCAUUUGAUAUCGGACGUGAUCAUUUCUUAGUUUCUGAAUCCCAAAAGUGUGGCCAUGACUUUAUGUAUCAGUUUGAAAUAUGACUUUCUAGACGAUCAGCUGUUUAUCAAAGUCCUCGACCUUAACAUAUGAGCAACAAUUUUCUUAUCAUCUUGGAAACAUUAAUUUCGUUAUGUGAACUAUUGUACAUGUGGUUAAAAUUGUUUUUAAGGCUUGACUUAAAGAAUUCCAAGAAUGCGGGGGGAUUCUCUUCUUUCUGUUGUCAAAGGCACGUUAGUUUUCCAGUUACAGGAGAAUAUUAAUAUUGCCCACCUUGGUGGUCCAAAAUACGUACUAAAUGUAUUGUGCGAAUACGUACACGUGAUUUUUCUCAUAUUCUUUUCAGGAGAAAAUAUUUUCUUCGUUGAUCGUCAUUUUGUUGGUCUUAUUUCCUUGUUACUGUAACAAACCAAAACGUUCGUUCACUGUCGACUACUACAAUCAUGUGUUUAUGAAAGAUGAUGCACCUUUUCAAUAUGUUUCCGGAAGUAUACAUUAUUUUCGCAUUCCGGAACAGUACUGGCACGAUCGACUUUUGAAAAUGAAGGCUGCUGGGUUGGAUGCCAUUCAGAUUUACGUACCAUGGAAUUUCCAUCAGCCCGAAAAGGAUGUAUAUGAUUUUGAUGGUGAUCGGAACUUGGGAAGGUUUUUGGAGCUGGCUUCAUCUUUAGAUCUGUUGGUAAUUGCACGAGUCGGACCAUACAUAUGUGCUGAAUGGGAUUUUGGUGGCUUACCAGCUUGGCUUUUGCGGUUUAAUCCGUUGAUGAAGUUACGCUCUAGUGAUCCAGAAUAUAUGAAGUUUGUGACGAUGUGGUUCAAUGUUUUGUUACCGAGUAUGAAACGUUUUCUCUAUGAGAAUGGUGGGCCGGUAAUUAUGGUGCAGUUGGAAAAUGAAUAUGGCUCCUAUUCAACAUGCGACGAAACAUACUUAAAAGAGCUUUACAAUUUAGCACGCUCACAUCUAGGGGAAAAUAUCAUAAUUUUUACAUCUGAUGGUCCAUCCAACAGCUUAUUAAAAUGUGGUUCAUCUGACAAACGCUAUCUAGCAACAGUUAACUUUGGUCCUACAACUGCUCCUGUACUUGAGGUUUUCAAAGUAUUGGAGGAUUUCCGACAGAAUCAACCCUGGGUAAAUAGUGAAUAUUAUGUUGGUUGGUUAGACGUGUGGGGCGGGGAUCACCAUAUUACUAAUCCUGAAUGGGCAGUGGAUGGACUAAAUCAUCUAAUCAGCUACUCAAUGAGAGUCAAUGUAAAUAUGUAUAUGUUUCACGGUGGAACUAAUUUUGGAUUUUGGAACGGUGGUGCAAGACCUGAAUCAUCAAUUACAAGUUAUGAUUAUGAUGCUCCAAUCAGUGAAGCUGGUGAUAUAACAAGAAAAUAUAUGAUAAUAAGAGAUCUACUUUUCCGGAGAAAAGGCACCAAACCACCGGAGUUACCAAGAAAUACUACAAAGAUUUCGUAUGGUCGUGUUAAUAUGAAAUUCGAAUCUCAUCUUCUAGAAAAUAAAGCUCCUGUUACUCAUUCUGCGUUUCCUCUGAUUAUGGAAAGUUUGCGACAGUAUGACGGCUUUAUGAUUUAUUCAGUCACUGUAACAGUCCCACACAAUGGAUCUAUUUUUCUGGAGUUCUUUGGUAUCUCAGACAUAGCGCAUAUUUAUACUGGAGAUAAAUCUGGGCAUUAUACAUUUCAUGGCUCAAUACGAUAUAAAAAUAGAACGUUUCAAUUAAACAACAUGCAUGAUAUAAGUAACCUUACUAUAAUUGCUGAAAAUGCUGGACAUAUUAAUUAUGGAUCUAACAUGUAUUCGGAUGUAAAGGGUAUUACUGGACCGGUAAUAUUGAAUGGAAAAGAACUUCGAGAUUGGACAAUGAUUCCAAUUAGAGAUCCGUUUGCUAUAGUGAGCACAAACAAAAUGAAACAUUUUCUGUCAGAAAAGAAGUGGCCAGUACCUGGAUCUAUUUAUCAUGGGGCAUUCAUUGUUGAGGAUUUGGGAGAUACUUUCAUCCAACCUGAUAGUUUUGUGAGGGGAAUAAUAUCAGUUAAUGGUCAUCAUGUAGGACGAUUUGAUCAGCAACAAGGACCACAGUUUCGACUGUAUGUACCGAAAACAUUUUUAAAACUGGGUAGAAAUCAUAUAACAAUCACAGAAUUACGAGGUCCUAUAAAAGAUAAUGCACAUCAUGUCCAUAUUACAUUUCAUGAUCAAAUGCUUUGGAAGUAAUUAUUUAUCAUUUUGUGAAUGCCAGUUUUAAGCCUUACAAUGUAUCAAUUGGACAGAACUAAUUUUUGAAUUUCUUUUAUUCAUUAUUAUUUUUAUUGCUGCCUAUUAAUAUACACAAUGAACAUUGCGCAUUUGUUAGAUUCUCGUUAGUUUCUAAAUGUUCUAAAAGUACAUGUGUUUGCGAAAAUCAUUGUCUUACAUUUUCCAUAAUUCUGGUCAUUACACUCAUCUUUUAAGCAGUUUGGGGUGCU
This is a messenger RNA of Schistosoma intercalatum, 3123 nucleotides long. Lineage: Eukaryota; Metazoa; Platyhelminthes; Trematoda; Strigeidida; Schistosomatidae. The record is from the annotation of a GenBank genome assembly.